Molecule: messenger RNA, 7855 nt
Organism: Culex pipiens pallens (northern house mosquito)
Lineage: Eukaryota; Metazoa; Arthropoda; Insecta; Diptera; Culicidae
Product: serine/threonine-protein kinase GG21441-like
Exons: 9
Coding region: 1414-4191 (925 amino acids)
Biological process (GO): intracellular signal transduction; protein phosphorylation; positive regulation of protein kinase activity
Cellular component (GO): cytoplasm
Molecular function (GO): calmodulin binding; ATP binding; calcium/calmodulin-dependent protein kinase activity
Source: RefSeq, a predicted model, not a curated record
CCGAACGCGAAUCAGUUGAGUUUCGAGUUUCGCCGAGGCCAGUCACGACACGACACGACGGAGACCUGGAGCCCGCUGGAAGUGUUCGCGCGCGCGUUCGAACCGGAAACACAGCAAGAAUAGCAACAGCAACAACAACAUUAACAGCAAUAUACUAACAACAACAGCAACUGUAACCUAGUACUACGGCAACAGCAGUCUCUCAAGAAAGCCCAUCAACUCAAGCGGCUGGCCGUGCAUCGGAUCAGGUCGAAUCGAGUGUGGGAGCAGCAGCAGCAGAAGUUGGAAGCAGCUGUGGAAACGACGAACCAAGCUUCCCUGCUACAGCUGGAAGGAAGAGAGAAGAAUUUAUGUGAUUUUAGGUUUUAUUUUGCUCGUGCUUUAUGUACAUUGAAUCCCGUUCCGUCCCGUGUCCCCGAUUGCCGUUCAAAGCUUUUAGGAAAUUCGGUCAAAGAACGAUUCUGAAGGUUGCACCGUCGCAAAGUUCGUUGAACAGUGCCGUACGGAAACUUGUUCAAGAAUAGACGCGAGAAGAAAGCUGAACUUUUGCGCUGCAAGUUUUGUUGAACAAGUUUGUGUGCCGCAACUCAAAGUGUUUGACCUAUAUAUGUGGAAAUCUUGAGCGCCGCCAACCAACAGAGUGUAGAAGAGUGUGUUCUCAAAGGGACUGUCCGCUUUAGUGGUAACGUUGGAGUGCAGCAUCAGCUGGAGUUUGAGUAGCAAAAAGCCGGAAGAAGCCGUCCGGUGAACGCAGCCGAUAUUAGUGGUGAACUGCGUCCAACAAGAACGAAAAGUUAAUCACCGCGUGUCAACAUCCAUCCAGUGCGAUGCUUAUUGAAACAAAUUUCUGACCGGCGACGAAACCGAUAGCAAGUCAGACUGAAAUUGCUGACAGGUUGCGAAAAACCGCGGAAAAGGUCACAGAACAGAGAAACCCAGAGCAACCGUCCCGCGGCGUGGAAUUGGUAAUGCGCGAGCUAGAGUGUCAAGUUUUUAAUUGAAAAAGUCAAUGUGACAAGUCGUCCGCACCGAUCGUAGUGAGUGAGAAGCUCGACAACCGUCGUCGAGAUUUUAACUCCACGUGGGCAGCAGCAGCGUGGGAGGAGGGAAAAAAUCACUUUCGACAGCGACCCGGUGCUGAGUAGUGGGAAAUUUCCAUCACAAAGAAAGCUUCUUGAAGUCUGAAGCGGAAAAGAUAGUGAAGAAAGUUGGCCAAAGCUAGGAAAAGCGUUGGGGGCGGUAGUGUGCGGGGGUAGUUUCCGCGAGGGGGCGGUCCUGUUGCCGCAGUGUGCCGCGAACGAAUCAAAGGUGUCCGAUACCGACGAGAGUCCGGCCGGAACGGAUCACCAGCAGGCCACCCGAUGUAGUGAUAAUCGGCCACCGCCAAUCUCGCCGUCGUCGUCGCCGUCACCGAUGGCAGCUAUUGAUUCAGCCUCAUCGUGGCAUGGAGGUGGAAACUGUCGUAACCAAUGUGCCACCCGGAUUGCCGACCUUGCCAGGCACACACCGCUCGACAUGGACGGGCCAGCACUAGCGCACAACAACAAGCUGCCCCCCGUCGAGAGUGCCACCGUCGUCGUCGAUGAUAGCCUCGGACCGGACGACAGCCUGGACCGGAAGUUCCUAAACAACAACAACAACAACUCGCCGAGCAUGAAGUGCUUGCAGUACAUCACUCCGCCACCUGCUGACCCUCCACCUCCGCCGGCGCUCCUGUUUGACUACGUAGUCGAGAAGAGUGUCCAACAGCAGCAGCAGCAGCAGCAGCACAAUCUCCUAGAUAGCGAAAUAAAACGACUGGAAAACGUUAGCUUUAAUUGCAAUAGUGACGAGCAGUCCGCGAAUAGUCAAGUAGAUGUUCAAGUAGCACCAACCAAUUCCCCUAGCAUUAAAAGUCGGCCAGUAGAAGAGGAGCAGAAGCAGGAGCAGGUUGGACCGUCGAAAACAGGUACCACCGCCGCGUCGGAACGAUCCGUCAAUUUGAAUGUUACCAAUGCCUCAACUAACCAACCAACCAGCAACAGCGACCAACAUACAACGAACCACCCGACGAAUGUACCAGCUAAUAACCCAUUGAUAACCAUCAGUAUUAAUAACCAUUGCAAAUCGUCGUCUACUAACCAUCCCAUCAUCAUCUCACCUGCUCAGAGCAACGACGGAAUGUCCGCGCCUUCCGUAACCAUGUGUGAUACGCGUCAUCCAAACAAAAUUAAGCCACCACCUUUGCCUUCAAUAACCACAACCAUAACCAACGAAAGCCCCGCAACCCAAACCAAACCAACCAACGAAUCGCCCAAAUCCCCGGGAGGAACGUCAUCGUUGGCCGCCGCAGCUGCCGUCGCGAUGGUCGUCACCGCUUCCGCCGCCGCCGCCGCCGCAUCAGCCUCAGCCGCCGCCCAAGCAUGCUCAAGCAAACCACCCAUCCACACUAACACCCCGUACCACCAUCCCCAUCACCCGCCACGUGUCCCGCACGUGUACCAUCAUCCCCACAAUCCGACCGCCUCCCACAGCAUCCGGUUCAUGACCCAGCACAUUAAAAUCUUACCCAAAACUCAAUCCCUAGAUCUGGUAGAUAACGACGAUCUGCUGGAGGCCACCAACCGGAGCGAGUCCCAGCUGGACAUCCACUCGGUAGGGUUGGCCGCGGCCGGCGUCGCCUUUCGGGGCCGGGUGCUGCCGAAGUUGCAAACGCUGGACCAAACGCGGCCAAUCUACCCGAACGUGCCGUACAGUCCGUACAACAGCCCGUACGGCAGUCCGCGGAGUGGCCGCCGCCGGACACCGUUGCGCGAGUCCCGCCGGGUGUCCAUCGAGCAGACGGGCAGCUUUCUGCAGCUCAACCAGUACAAACUGCUGGAUCAAAUUGGCCAGGGUUCCUACGGCUUGGUGAAGCUUGCCUACUCGGAGGAGGACUCCACCCACUACGCCAUGAAGAUACUGUCCAAGCGUAAGCUGCUUCGGAAGGCGGGUCUGAUGCGGCGCGGACCGAAGCGAGGCACGUCACCGCUGGAUCGAGUCUACCGUGAAAUCGCUGUUCUGAAGAAGUUGGAUCAUCCCAACGUCGUCAAGCUCGUCGAGGUGUUGGACGAUCCUCUGGAAGACUCGCUCUACCUCGUGUUCGAGCUGGUACAGCACGGCGAAGUCCUCAGCAUUCCGACCGACAGUCCACUGAGUGAGGACCGUGCCUGGAAUGUGUGCCGGGAUGUGAUCCUUGGGGUUGAAUAUCUUCACUACCAGCGGAUUAUCCACGGUGACUUGAAGCCGGCCAACCUGCUGCUGUCCGACUCGAGUAGCGUGAAGGUGGCCGAUUUGGGCGUGUGCAAUGAGUUCCUAGGUGAAGAUGCCGCCAUGAACAAUGGCUCCACGGCGGGCACGCCGGCCUUCCGAUCGCCGGAAACGCUAUUUCCCGGUCAGCACGUGUACAACGGCAAGGCGGCCGACAUCUGGGCCUUGGGGGCCACCCUUUAUUCGCUAGUCCAUGGAAAUGUUCCUUUUAUCGCUACUUCGGUUCCUGGUGUGUACGAGAAGAUAAAAUACGACCCCCUUGAAUUCCCCCCAACGAGCACAAUCUCGCCGGAACUGCGAGACCUGAUCGUGUCGAUGCUGGACAAGGACCCCCAAACGCGGAUCACGCUUCCCCAGAUCAAGCAGCACAACUGGAUCACCAAACACGGACUGCAUCCGUUGCCGAGCGAGGAGGAGAACUGUCGCCUGGUGCAGAUCAACGACGAAGAUAUGGACUCCGUGGUGAAGAGCAUUCCCAAGCUGGACACGCUGAUACUGAUCAAGACGAUGCUGAAGAAGCACUCGUUCCAGAAUCCGUUUACGAAGGGAAUUUCGGGGAGGGCACCGCAGGCGGGAGGAUCAAGGAUCGAGAGGUUUAGCCGGUCGGGACGGUCCAAUUCGGCACCGGGGGAUUAUCAUACGUCGGAAAGACAACCCUCGAACGAAUCCUUGCUGCCCUCGGUCACCGAGGGCGUUUCCAGUCCCGGCGGUGGCAGUCCCGAGGAGCAAUCCCCCUAUCGGCAGAUCCCGAGCAUCAUUUCAACACCGUCGCUGGAAUCGACGGUCACCGCCGGUCCGGAACCGGAACCGGAACCAGUUCAGCCCGAUCCGACACCGGCACCAGAAGCAGCAACACACACAACGAAUUUACCAAAACGCGCUUACUUAGAAGUUCUGCUAUAGAUUCGAUGCUAGUGAUCCUCCUUACCCCAAGCCCUCUUUUAUUCCUACAUUGUUCCCAAAGAGUUUUAAAACGAAAGCAAUCGGUAAGAAACUACUUUUGGUGGAUAAACCGGCUAAGGAAAACGUUUUUUUUUUUUUUGAAAAUAUUUUUGGUUUUCCUUUUUGUGGGACUUAAUUGAUACGACUUAAUCCGUCUGUUAGCUGAAACAUUGAUAUAAGGUGAAAAAGAGAAGAAAAAUGUUACAAUAGUGUUGUAGAACGUUCUUACUUUUAUAAACAUUGAAUUUUACUCGUACUUAUUGUAAAGCAAACAGAAUUUUGACAGUUUUUUGAAUCUGAUAGUUGAUAUAAAAACCAUACGGAAUAGCUUUGAAAAAAAAAUAACUUUUUAAUACAUUGUUGGUACUGAGAGAAACGAAAAAGAAGCAGAGGAGAAUGUACAUAUUUUACAUACGGUUUUUGCUCUUUUUAACUGAUAACAAAUUGUAGUGUUUUUAAACGUAGCAUUUAAAUAACAUACAAUAAUGUAUUGACCAAAAAUUGAAUGUAUAAUUUAGACAAGUCAAACUAACUCGUUCGAUAUUACUUACGACUCGGCUUGGAAAAGCGAGAUCAUAAAUUCAGAAAUAUUACGCUUUAUCAAUUACAAUUAGAUAUUCAACUAAACAAACUAGUGAGAAAAGUUGAUAAGAAGAAGAGGGGGAUGGGUGAUACAGUAGCUUGUCAUUGAAACUGAGUAGGGAGAGGAAAUAAGGAAUUUGAAUUUUGCCAAAAUCGCAUCGCUUGACAAGCUACGGAACAAUUUUUCAAAUCUCGUUUUUUGGAUCUUAUGAAGUUUGACUCACUCUAAAUAUUAAACCUAGAAAUACCGACAGAAUCUUUGUACUUCGACGUUUGAAAUAUUUCUACUUAGCGCAAACUAGCAUAUAAUGUUGGCAACUUAGUCCAUAAUGAUAGAUUUCCAACCACAAAAGCUUUAACACAAAGAAAUCGACACCUACAUAUAUUUACUAAUACCAUCGUGAAACUUUAAGUUUUGUGGUUUUUGAGAAGCACAUAUCGGGACCAUUCAGUUAUUUAGUACCUAUCUUUCCAAACGCCUACAAAUAUGCCUUGUUUUUUUCUCUAUUUAUGGUGCAUUCAGAAUGCAUUCACAAUACAGUAUAGUUCUGAACCAAUAAUCUUUCAAAUAUCUAAAAACAAACUAUUCCUUAGUCACUAGGGUAACUUUAAAACUCACAUUCCAUUAAGUCAGGCAAAUCUACUGGUAAAAGUUGUGCGCUUCUCUUGCGUUUCUCUAGCAAAACUUUGGCGAGAGAGGAAAAAAUAAAAAACGAGCAGGUAGAUUCGACAGCGACAGCUGGCUGCGAGAGAAUUCGUUUAUGAUUGUUCUUGUGUACAGCGAUGGGGAAAAUCUUCUCAAAAAGAGUUCCACUGCUCACUCAACGAGAGAGGAAAAGUUGAAAGAGAACGAACCUCUCUUCUCUCUUUGGCGAGACUCUGGUGAAAUGAUUUUCCGAGUAAAUUCAACUUUUACAUCGUCAGGUUUAACGUUAGUUUUCAUAGACCAAUGUUUGUAAACAUUAAAAUUUGGCAAUGCAAUAGAGCACUGGAUUCGAAAAGCAAAAACUGCACGAAUGCCGGUGCUUUAUUGGAAGUGUUAAGUUCAAAUGGUAAAUCGUUUGCUUAUUCAAAUUUGUUCUCACUCAUUUUUGUCGAAGUAAAACACCAAAGAAUGACGUUUAGGGAUAAUUGACCUUUUUAUCAAAUCAUUGAUUUUUGUCAUUUCGAUACAUCGUUUCCGUGCUCUCUUGCACUAAGCUUGAGGGAAUUCAAUUCUAGUGAGCGUAAGAGAGCACAGAGCAUCGAUUUACUUAAAGAGUACCUCGUUCUGCUGAUAUAUCAAGUUACCAAGAACCUUGUUCUGAGUGCCUGUCACGACCUAGUGAGAAAUGUAAGUUCGAUGCAGUCCUAGUCCUCAAGACGAUCAGACCUGCAUUGGGCUUACUUUUCUUACUAGGUUGUCACAGGAACUCAGAACAAGGUUCAAAGUAACUUGAUACAUCAGGAAAGGCACUCAUAAAGUAAAUGUCAAAAAUCAAAACUCCGAUAAAAAAAAUCAAUUCCAUCGCUGCUCACAAGAAAGCUUGUAACAGCUACGCAUACUCGCAAGAAAGUUAAGGAGGUAUUACACUACAUCAAUUUCUGUGUUUGACGGUAUAUCUUCUUUUCCAUUUUUGUUUGAUAAAACAUUUAUCUGCAUCCAUUUGGCCAGCACUCGUUUGACCGAAGACAUAUUGUAAUAAAAAUAUGAUCAAAUUUUGUAAUACCUUUUAAACAAGCAUAUGUUUAAAAUUGUACAUUCAAAAAUUAUUUUCAUAGAUGUAUUUUCGAUUUUGAACUAACGUCGGUGUAUUUUGGAGCAUUAGUUUGCAGUAUAAAUUUUUAAUUUUACGCAACACAAAAAGAAAUAAUACCCACAAAAAGCUCUAUCCAGCUCACGAUCUAGAAAAAAGCUCAUUCAAAACAAAUGGGGUCAAGCACAACUGUACACAAAAAAACAAACGCAUCAAAUUUCAGUGCAAUGCAAAAAUUUGGAAGUGCCUGACUCCAUUCACUUGACAUAAUAUCUACGCAUAUCAACAACAAAAUAAGACAUUACCACUCAUGCACGUGACAUCCUUUCUGUAACACAUUUAACUAUUUUAAAAGACAGAUUUCAUAUGCACUACACAUUUGCUAUCGAUACACGUUCAAACAACUAUUUGCAAAAAAAAGAAGAAAACUUUUCGCAUGAGUCCGAAGGUACCAAAUAAAAAGUAAAGUUAAAAAUAAAAUAAUGUAAAACUAAAAUAAUAAAAAAUUCCACUUCUUCUUGCAGAAUUCUCUAUUUACAUGUUGAAAACAUUUACCCAGUUGUACGUAAUACUAGCACAAAGUAGUUAACUACCUAUACCGAAACAACAACAAAAAACAAGACUUGAAUCAAAAGAAUUUGGAUCGUUGCAGAAAAAAACUUUCACGCAACCAUUUCCGGUUCUUACACUGUAGCACACAUUCCAACCAAUUUGUUUGCUUAAUUUUAUGACGACAAUCAUGAGUAGCGUUUUGCGAACUGCAAAUUUUGUGACAAAUUUUCAUCUUAGUACAAAACUUAUUUCUAUUAAUCACACUUUUACUUCGUUGCACUUAAAACAACUUAGCUCUCUCUUUCUUUCUAUCAAACUGAUUUUCUCUUUAAGCAAAAAUCCCGUUUAUGUAAAAUAAAACGAAACGAUCGGUUUACAAAAAAAAAGUUGGUCCAAACGAUAUCUCCUCGACAGAUUGAAUUAGAUAGAUUCUAACCUAGAAGCAGCAGACAGGGCAGGAUAACAAAAAGUAAAACAAACAAAAAAUACUAAGAACGAUUAAAAUGUGAUCCAAUAUUUACGAUGCGGCGCGAACACGUCGAGUUGUUAAGUUUAAGGCGUGUGGUGAGUUUCCUAUUAGGUUGAUUUGUUUUAUUUCGUAAUUUUUCAAAGCAACAUCCCAGUACAGUAGCUUUUGUUGUUGAAGGGAAAUUGUUUAGGAAGCUGAAAUCCUACUUAAAAAAAAGUUUAAAAUAGCAUGGUGCCACGAAGCAAUGAAUUGAGCUACAAAUAAAAUUUUACCACUUUUAUUUAAA